Messenger RNA from Fusarium odoratissimum NRRL 54006, 258 nucleotides. RefSeq lists its product as uncharacterized. The transcript has a single exon. The record is from RefSeq and is a predicted model, not a curated record. The coding region runs from base 1 to 258 and encodes 85 amino acids. NCBI's taxonomy places the organism in Eukaryota, Fungi, Ascomycota, Sordariomycetes, Hypocreales, Nectriaceae.
AUGUUUGAUCCUUGGGACGAGGAUGCGAAGGACUGGGAUGCUGACGCCGAGUAUUGCGAGGCCGUUAGAAUGCGUGAUAAUCCUGCGGCGAUUGCACUCCCUAUGGUGAGACGACUCCGGGAGAUAUUUGGAUGGAAGCUGGAUAUCGUCUAUCCUGAAUCGGAUGAUCUGCUCCCGAAGAGCAACUGUCAGACGCCGAACCAGCAAGAAUGCCAUCUAAUUGCUGGCUCUAUCGGAGUUCCUGACACUGAAACCUGA